Molecule: messenger RNA, 2535 nt
Organism: Ilex paraguariensis (yerba mate)
Lineage: Eukaryota; Viridiplantae; Streptophyta; Magnoliopsida; Aquifoliales; Aquifoliaceae
Source: the annotation of a GenBank genome assembly
GCCUCUUUCGAUCUUCCAAAACCCUAGUCUUCGCCUCUGUCUGCCAUUUCGCCUCUGCGAGUUUGUAGUAGCGAUCAUCAGCAAUGGCGGAUACAGAGACGUUUGCUUUUCAGGCUGAGAUCAACCAGUUGUUGAGUUUGAUCAUCAACACUUUCUACAGUAACAAGGAGAUCUUUCUCCGUGAACUCAUUAGCAAUGCAUCUGAUGCACUUGAUAAAAUUCGUUUUGAGAGCUUGACUGACAAGAGCAAGCUAGAUGCUCAACCUGAGCUCUUCAUUCACAUCAUUCCUGACAAGACUAGCAACUCAUUGACCAUCAUUGACAGUGGAAUUGGCAUGACCAAGGCUGAUUUGGUGAACAAUCUCGGUACCAUUGCAAGGUCUGGGACGAAGGAAUUCAUGGAAGCAAUUGCAGCUGGCGCCGAUGUUAGCAUGAUUGGGCAGUUUGGUGUCGGUUUCUAUUCAGCUUAUUUGGUUGCUGAGAAGGUCAUUGUCACAACUAAGCACAAUGAUGACGAGCAAUAUGUAUGGGAGUCCCAAGCUGGUGGGUCAUUCACUGUAACCAGAGACACAUCAGGUGAGUUGCUGGGCAGAGGCACUAAGAUUACCCUUUACCUUAAAGAAGACCAGCUUGAAUACCUUGAGGAGCGCAGGCUUAAGGAUCUGAUUAAGAAACAUUCUGAGUUCAUCAGCUACCCAAUUUCUCUUUGGAUUGAGAAGACGACAGAAAAGGAGAUUUCUGAUGAUGAGGAUGAGGAAGAGAAGAAAGAUGAGGAGGGAAAGGUAGAGGAAGUUGAUGAAGAGAAGGAGGCAGAAGAAAAGAAAAAGAAGAAGAUCAAGGAAGUGUCACAUGAGUGGUCUUUGGUGAACAAGCAGAAACCCAUUUGGAUGAGGAAGCCCGAGGAGAUCAAUAAGGAAGAGUACUCUGCUUUUUACAAGAGCCUCACCAAUGAUUGGGAAGAACACUUGGCCGUGAAACACUUCUCAGUUGAGGGUCAGCUGGAGUUUAAGGCUGUUCUAUUUGUUCCUAAGAGGGCUCCUUUUGACCUCUUUGACACAAAGAAGAAACCCAAUAACAUUAAGCUUUAUGUCCGUCGUGUCUUCAUCAUGGAUAACUGUGAGGAAUUGAUCCCUGAAUACCUUAGUUUUGUGAAGGGUAUUGUGGAUUCUGAGGACCUUCCUCUUAACAUCUCUAGAGAAACGUUGCAGCAGAACAAAAUUCUCAAGGUCAUCCGCAAAAACUUGGUGAAGAAGUGUGUUGAGCUCUUCUUUGAGAUUGCUGAGAAUAAGGAAGACUACAAUAAGUUCUACGAGGCCUUCUCAAAGAACCUCAAGCUUGGCAUCCAUGAGGAUUCCCAGAACAAGUCCAAGCUUGCUGAAUUGCUUCGGUAUCAUUCCACCAAGAGUGGUGAUGAGAUGACUAGCUUGAAGGACUAUGUGACCAGGAUGAAGGAGGGCCAGAGUGACAUCUAUUAUAUCACUGGUGAGAGCAAGAAAGCCGUUGAGAACUCUCCAUUCCUUGAGAAGCUGAAGAAGAAGGGCUAUGAGGUCCUUUACAUGGUUGAUGCCAUUGAUGAGUAUGCAGUGGGACAGUUGAAGGAGUUUGAGGGAAAGAAGCUUGUUUCUGCUACCAAGGAAGGUCUAAAACUUGAUGAGAGUGAAGAUGAGAAGCAGAAACAGGAAGCUUUGAAGGAGAAGUUUGAAGGUCUCUGCAAGGUGAUUAAGGAUGUUUUGGGCGAUAAGGUUGAGAAGGUGGUUGUGUCUGAUCGUGUUGUGGACUCUCCUUGCUGUUUGGUGACUGGAGAGUAUGGGUGGACUGCCAACAUGGAGAGAAUCAUGAAGGCACAAGCUCUGAGGGACUCGAGCAUGGCUGGCUACAUGUCGAGCAAGAAGACAAUGGAGAUCAAUCCCGAGAAUUCCAUCAUGGAGGAACUUAGGAAAAGGGCUGAUGCGGACAAGAAUGACAAGUCUGUGAAGGACUUGGUUCUCUUGCUGUUCGAGACUGCAUUGCUCACUUCAGGAUUCAGCCUAGACGAGCCCAACACCUUUGGCAACAGGAUUCACAGGAUGCUGAAACUUGGUCUGAGCAUAGAUGAAGAAGCUGGUGAUGCUGAUGUUGACAUGCCCCCACUGGAGGAAGCAGAUGCUGAUGCUGAAGGCAGCAAGAUGGAGGAAGUUGAUUAAAUCCUACCUCACUACUUUGCAUCUAGUUGCUUCUUUAUUUUCCUAAACUGUUACUCUUCUGUUACUGGGUAUUUUACCUUAGCGAUGAUAGAACAAAGUUAUGUUUUGGUUAUGGGAGUUUCGAUGACGCUUUUUUUGGCCAAUUGUUGGUUUUGUUCACGUUCUGAGAAUGAAAUCGUCUUGUGUGGGCGUUUGCACAUGAUAGAAUGUUAUUUCUUGUUUUCUGGAAUCCAAUGUUUUCCUACAAAUGCCCUGCCCUAUUUGUUUCUCCAAAUUUAUCAAGUUGUGUGGUUGAAAUAUUUAAGGGUGGAUUUUUAAUUCAGUUUUAUACUGCAUUUAGUUGUAAAAACUA